Molecule: messenger RNA, 4094 nt
Organism: Acinonyx jubatus (cheetah)
Lineage: Eukaryota; Metazoa; Chordata; Mammalia; Carnivora; Felidae
Gene: ZIC3
Product: Zic family member 3
Exons: 3
Coding region: 547-1947 (466 amino acids)
Biological process (GO): central nervous system development; regulation of transcription by RNA polymerase II
Cellular component (GO): nucleus
Molecular function (GO): RNA polymerase II cis-regulatory region sequence-specific DNA binding; DNA-binding transcription factor activity, RNA polymerase II-specific
Source: RefSeq, a predicted model, not a curated record
UCUGGAGGCGAAGAGGCUGGGACUCGCGCGGCGAGCGGCGAGGACCGAGCCUGCCUCCAGCCCGCUGCCCGCCGGCCGGCCACGAGCCGGCUCUGCUACUAAGCGCAGCCCAGCCGGGAGGCCCGCGCCGAGGGAGCCUUCUGGCCCCGCGGUGCUGCGCUCUCGGGGAGAGGAGGGGUGCCCGGGACCGGAUUGGCCAACUCCGCCCUCCACUUAUUAUUUUGCUUAUUUUUCUUUGUGCGCGCCUGUUAGUUUGUUACACCAGAUCUAGUCCCAGAGUCUUUUCUCCUCCCUUCUCCCCGCUCCUUCUUCCCCCCUCCUCCCCCCCCCCCCCCCUGCUCCUCUACUUCCCCUCCUCCCUCCUAUCCUUCUGCAGGAGACUCUCCCAGCGACGGAAAGUUGCGGCCCCUGGCACCGCCUCGGGGGUCUCCCGGCCGUGUCCAACCGCCGCCAACCGUCUCCGACGACGGCACUUCGAAGAUCUCCUCCUUCGCCCGCACCCUCGCUCAUUUCAGCGCUCUCGCCGGUGCCCAGAACGCCCCACCCAUGACGAUGCUCCUGGACGGAGGCCCGCAGUUCCCCGGGCUGGGAGUGGGCAGCUUCGGCGCGCCGCGCCACCACGAGAUGCCCAACCGCGAGCCGGCGGGCAUGGGGCUGAAUCCCUUCGGGGACUCGCCCCACGCCGCCGCCGCCGCCGCCGCCGCCGCCUUCAAGCUGAGCCCCGCCGCGGCUCACGAUCUGUCUUCGGGCCAGAGCUCCGCGUUCACGCCGCAGGGCUCGGGUUACGCCAACGCCCUGGGCCAUCACCACCACCACCAUCACCACCAUCACCACGCCGGCCAGGUGCCCAGCUACGGCGGUGCAGCCUCCGCCGCCUUCAACUCCACGCGCGACUUUCUGUUCCGCCAGCGCGGCUCCGGGCUCGGCGAGGCGGCCUCGGGUGGCGGGCAGCACGGGCUCUUCGCCGGCUCGGCGAGCAGCCUGCACGCUCCAGCUGGCAUCCCCGAGCCUCCUGGGUACCUGCUCUUCCCCGGGCUGCAUGAGCAGGGCGCCGGGCACCCGUCGCCCACAGGGCACGUGGACAACAACCAGGUCCACCUGGGGCUGCGCGGGGAGCUGUUCGGCCGCGCCGACCCGUACCGCCCGGUGGCCAGUCCGCGCACGGACCCCUACACGGCCGGCGCGCAGUUCCCUAACUACAGCCCCAUGAACAUGAACAUGGGCGUGAACGUGGCGGCCCACCACGGGCCCGGCGCCUUCUUCCGUUAUAUGCGGCAGCCCAUCAAGCAGGAGCUGUCGUGCAAGUGGAUCGACGAGGCUCAGCUGAGCCGGCCCAAGAAGAGCUGCGACCGGACCUUCAGCACCAUGCACGAGCUGGUGACACAUGUCACCAUGGAGCAUGUGGGGGGCCCGGAGCAGAACAACCACGUCUGCUACUGGGAGGAGUGCCCUCGCGAGGGCAAGUCCUUCAAGGCGAAGUACAAACUGGUCAACCACAUUCGAGUGCACACGGGCGAGAAGCCCUUCCCGUGCCCCUUCCCGGGCUGCGGGAAGAUCUUUGCCCGCUCCGAGAACCUCAAGAUCCACAAGAGGACCCACACAGGUGAGAAACCUUUCAAAUGUGAAUUUGAAGGCUGUGACAGACGCUUUGCCAACAGCAGCGACCGCAAGAAGCACAUGCAUGUGCACACCUCGGACAAGCCCUAUAUCUGCAAAGUGUGCGACAAGUCCUACACGCACCCGAGCUCUCUGCGCAAGCACAUGAAGGUUCAUGAAUCUCAAGGGUCAGAUUCCUCCCCUGCUGCCAGUUCAGGCUAUGAAUCUUCCACUCCACCCGCUAUAGCUUCUGCAAACAGUAAAGAUACCACUAAAACCCCUUCUGCAGUUCAAACUAGCACCAGCCACAACCCUGGACUUCCUCCCAAUUUUAACGAAUGGUACGUCUGAGGACAAACACAAACCCUGUUAACCAUAGAAUGGACCAAAUGCAUUUUAAAAAGAAAACUGAGACCAAUCAGACGGAAAUGGAGUUUUAAGGCGAGAGGCCAUAUAUAGGGUUACAUCUUGUCAAUUGCAAUUGUCCAGGAAGGUUUUGGGGGCAAGAUCCAAAAGUAGUCAUGCCCUAUUCUCAGGAGUAGAAAAUACGUUUUGGCGUUUGAAGGAUUUUUCAAAACAAAUCUUCUCACUGCUUUUUCCUCCCUUUUCUCUUGCUCUCUGCACACCCCAUUCCUAAGCUCCUUCAGUGCAUUUUAACACUUGUCCUGUUUCUUGAGAGGAAGUUAUAGAAGGCUUGUUGGUGGUGGUGAUGUUAAACGAUGGAAAUUCUUCGCCUUAGUGGUGAUUGUUUAAACUCUCACAGUCUUAAACCGUGCCAAAGUCCUGUUAUGUCUUGAACUUUUCCUCAAAGCAUUACACUUGUGAAUGUAUUUUUGUCUAAUGGGGUCGAAACUGUUGUUCGGUAUUUUUUCAGGCUGAGGAUGUGAUGUUACUCUACGGAUUGUGACGUUUAGUAUACAGUUGCCUUUUGUAAUAACUUUUUUUUUUUGUAAAUACAUAUCCACUGAUGCCAUAUUUAUCGUUUGUAAUUUAAUUAUUGCUACAAGUGCCGGGAACUGAACAAUAUUUAUGGAAAAAUGUUUUCUAACAAAUGCUGUACAGCUUUUGAUUAUAACUGCUUUAGCAUUAAAUUUUAUUGUUUUGAAAGAAGAACACAAUUUACAGUUUUUGAACCACUGACUCCUUUCUCUUGUUUUGUAACAGCCUCCUUCUACAAAGAGGAGACGUAAGCAAAUGAAAUCUUGUUUCUUGGUAUUUAUAACUCACGCAGAUCCCUUUUUUAAUUGUUAAAUUAUUUUUCUAUUGCAGUAUAGAUUCCUUAUAGUGUCAGCUUCCAUCUGGGGAGACCCUCCUUUCUUUAUCUCUAGCUCAGAUGGUUGUUUAACUGCGAGUUUAAAUGUGUUUGUCCUGGAUUUUCGGCAUGCAAAUCAAAUAUUACUGAUCAGUUCAGUUAGUGGCCAUGACAUCUCAAUCUUGUAUUUCAAAGACUGAGAAGCUGGAUUUAAUCAUCCCUGCCCUCCAUAUAUAAACAUAAGGUAACCUAAUGAGUUUUAUGUCCCUUAGUUUUUUAUUACCUUACAUAAAAAUGAACAUUGUGGCAGGAUGCAUGUCUGUGUAAUCUAUCGAGAGAUCACCCAUAUACAUAUAUACGUUUGUAUCUAUGACUUAUCUAAUCUGCCUAUCAAAUCUAUCUAGCUAUCUAUAUAUUUUCAAAAGUAAGCGUAUGUCUGAAACAGUGGUGAUGAGUAAGGCCAGUCCAGCCGUGCUUACUUACGGUUAAAGUGCUUCUUAAAAAGACCCAUAGUCCAUUGACAAUUUUGGAAGGCAAAGGCUGAUUUGUUUUGCUGUAUAUAGUUCAAUUCAUAAUUAUCACAAUUCUUCAUAACAUUUUUAUAGCGGUGUGAUAACUGCAGCGGUUCUGAAAUGAUAUUAUGGAAAGAAAAAACAUUUGCAAAAUAUGUAUUUUUAAAGUUCAUGGUUUAUAGGCACAGAUGUUAAGAGCAUUGUUUCCAUUAAAAUCAAUAACAAUGAAAAAUGGUUGUUUGCUUUGUGAUAAAAUAUUAACAAUGCAUUUAAUCUUCAGCGAAGCAGCUCAUUUGGAUAAACAGUUCUUUUACAGUUAUGUGAAAAAAAAACCUGAUUACUAUAUUGGGGGGUUGGAGCGGGUUAGAGUAUCGAGAGACUUUAACUAAUUUAGGGUGCCGUUUAAUAUUGAGACCCCAGUCUCUGCAUGAGUAACCAGCUUGCAAAUCAGCAAAUAUAAUGGUGGAGAUAAGGAACUGUAAAGAAUUAGAAAUGUAAUGAAUAGGUUUAAGUACCUCCUUCUUUGAAGGGAGCAAUGCUCUAGGUUUUUUGGUGGCCAGCAAUUUGGUAUUAUACAUAAUCAUUUUGAAUUAUAGAAUCUUGUUUAUUGUUCUUUUUGAAGAAAUAAAGUCUUGGCACAUCUUAUUUAUGUCAUAACAUUUUUGUAUUUAGUGCCCGCUUUUUUUUUUCCCAUGUUCAAAUAAAUCAACCUUAAAUCGAACUACUGAGAGAAA